Molecule: messenger RNA, 1997 nt
Organism: Monopterus albus (swamp eel)
Lineage: Eukaryota; Metazoa; Chordata; Actinopteri; Synbranchiformes; Synbranchidae
Gene: primpol
Product: primase and polymerase (DNA-directed)
Exons: 15
Coding region: 267-1913 (548 amino acids)
Biological process (GO): error-prone translesion synthesis; replication fork processing; mitochondrial DNA replication
Cellular component (GO): nucleus; mitochondrial matrix
Molecular function (GO): DNA-directed DNA polymerase activity; chromatin binding
Source: RefSeq, a predicted model, not a curated record
GCCAUUUCCGCUUUUUGACGCGCGAAGAAGAAAAUGCCGCGAGAGUGAGUGAAGCUUGUUUUUGCUACAACCCGUUUUCAUCGAGUUUAACGUGACUGUGUGGAUUGUUUGAAAGAAACGUAGUAGGCUGUUUUACUAUUGAACCUAAACUAACGGUUGAAGAGUGAGAGGAGGACCAAAGAUCAAGCAUCCAUUGUGCUGAAAGUGUCCUUGAGCAAGUCACUGAAUUUCCACCAGCUUUAGGGUGCGGCAGUGUAACAGUCAGGAUGAAGAAGUGGGGAGACAGAGUGAAGAAGGUUGAGCAGCUUGCUCAGUCAUUUCAGCUGAAUCCUCUGGCCACAUGCUACAAACCUCGACUGUGGCCAUGUCAGCCUUCCUCUGUCUGGAAGCUCUUCUCUCGUCAAAACGUGGCUAUUAGCUUUGCUCAGAGCUGCAAAGAGGCUGUACAUGUUUUUGCACUUGAAAAAGAGAACACAUCUUUGGGUCAGAGGAUCUACCUGGUUACCAGUUACAGUGAACUGUGGCACUACUACAGGACCUACCCUCAGUCCUUGAUGCACUGCUAUGAGGUGAUACCAGAGGGCGCUGUGUGUAAGCUUUACUUUGACUUGGAGUUCCACAAACCCUCAAACGAAGGAGCUGAUGGGAAAACUAUGGUGUCUUCUCUUAUCCAGUACGUCUGUGACAAGCUAAUGGAGGUUUAUGGGGUUGCAUGCGCCACAAAAAACAUCCUCAAUCUUGACUCCAGCACAGAAGAGAAGUUCAGUCGUCAUCUUAUCUUCAACCUCCAAAAUGCUGCUUUCAAGGACAACACACAUGUUGGUAGGUUUAUUCAAGCAGUUCUUCAGCCAGUCCUGGGUGUUGGGAUGAAUUCAGUGGUAGAAAACAGUGAAACACGCAGAACAUGUGCUAUUCCUGAGGAGAAGCCAGCAAAGGCAGAUAAGGUGCCAGAAAGUCCACAGAUCAAGAAGCGUAAACAGGAAGAGAGGGACCUCAGAUUCCUCCAGGUGAAAAACAAGGAUGGUCAAGACUGCCUCUUUGUGGAUCUUAGCGUUUACACCAAAAACAGAAAUUUCCGCCUUUACAAGUCAUCAAAAGUGGGAAAGAACGCUGCGUUCACUGUGGCAGAUGACAACAAGUUCACAGCCGAGAAGGGGAUCUCUGCAGAGGAAAGCAUAUUCCUGGCUUCCUUAGUCUGUAAUGUGAGUUUCACAGGUCAGAGGAUUCUUACCUGGGACGUCCCAGAAAAAAAGGAAUCCAAAACCUCAAGGCCUCAUCGCCAGCAGCUAGCAGCCACAGAUCCAGGUAACACUAAGUCAUCCCCACACCAAGAAGUGGACGCCUUUGUAUUAACGGUGGUUAAAAAGGAUGGCAUACAAGGAAGCAUCAGACGUUGGAACUACUUUGCCUCAGAACAGCUGCUUGUCUAUGACAUUGCCAAAUACCGCUGGUGUGAAAAUGUGAACCGGUUUCAUCAAAGCAACAACAUUAUGAUUGUUGUGGAUCUCAAAGCAGAAGUGUGGUACCAGAAGUGUCACGAUCCCGACUGCAGGAACUUCAGGUCCUCAAGUUACCCACUGCCACAGGAGAUCUGUGUGAGCUACAUCAUGGCACUGGAUGAAGAGGACCAAGCUUACUUAAUGGAUGAUGCUGGCAACAUCGAACCAGGCCGGGCACCAAACCAGGCCCCACAGAGUGUGGUGUGUCCAGAGGAGGAAUCUGUCCAAGUCUGGGGAGAUGCACAGGAUAACCAGGACUAUAUAAAGAGCCUGGAUGACUUUGAAGAAAACAGCAUGGAGAUCUCUGAUCAGCUUCUGCUCAACUGCAUGGCAGAGUUUGAUUCCCAAGUGCCAUUCUGCAGUCAACCAGAAGAGAACCCUCCCAUGAAAACAAGGCUGCAACUGAUGCUGUGAUUACUCUGGACAACUACACCAAAAGCAUCCACCCACACAGCAAUAAUCAAAGAUUAUCAGGGAUAUAUUUUUUUUUUUAGCCUG